CCUCUCUCCCUCAGCAUCACACCCCUCGUACACGCUGUCCUCAAAACCUCCGGCGGCACUGUACGCGUCGGUCUGUGUGUGCUGAGCCGUCAGGGAGGAGGAGGAGGUGGGAUCUAAGCUUCUGGUGGUAGUGGGCUAGUAUACGUUGACGGGCGAGACGUGCAGGUCGUCAUUAACCGCGAUUCUCACUGGUUGUUUUGGGCCCAUCGCAGGAUUCCCUCCCCCCCAACCUCCCCACGCAACAUCUCUGCGAACGACAUACACUCAUCCACCGCUGUCUUUAAUUAUCGCCGUUUUCCUCUCCCCGCGGAGAUCCCAGCGAGGCUUCCCGUUAACCGCAACCGCCACCAUCGUCAACAUCACGGGCGAACGGGGGGCUGUGUUGAUGACCGGGUCGCCCUGCUGCGGUGUUUUGGUGAUGUUGAAAUAAGGCAGCUCUCGUCGUCAGGACAGUCUUCGCUUUCACUUUGGGGUCGGUUUGUCGCUUUUUUCCCCCAACUUCUCUAAAAUAAAGCCUUCCAGCACCCCGAGAGUGUGUGUGUGUGUGUGUGAAGAAACACACACCAGAAGAGCACGGCUACUACUGGGGCUGAGGGAACCGCUGAAUAUCCAUGAGCUCCGACUUCCCACACUACAGUUUCAGGAUGCCAAAUAUAGGGUUCCAGAACCUUCCCCUUAACAUCUACAUUGUGGUGUUUGGGACAGCCAUCUUUGUCUUCAUCCUCAGCCUCCUCUUCUGCUGCUACUUAAUAAGGUUACGGCACCAGGCACACAAAGAGCUAUAUGCAUACAAACAGGUCAUUCAGAAGGAAAAAGUCAAAGAGUUAAAUUUGCAUGAGAUAUGUGCAGUGUGCUUAGAAGAGUUCAAGCAGAAAGAUGAGCUGGGGAUCUGCCCAUGCAAACAUGCCUUUCAUAGGAAGUGCCUCAUCAAGUGGUUGGAGGUGAGGAAAGUGUGCCCGCUGUGCAACAUGCCUGUCUUGCAGCUCGCCCAACAGGCCGGCAGCAUGGAUGCCACAGUGCCAAUAGAGCAGCCUCUGCCUGGGAUCGAGAACCUGGUGUAGCGGACUCAAAAACCUCUCUUACAGUACACUACAGUCACACAACCCAUCACUCAUACGCUCACCUGUACAGGUACACUUCGGUAUGAGUCUGUGGACCGACCGGAGAAAACUGGAGUUACUGCGUAGAUACUCAUAAGAACUGUGAAUCUGCGCCUCUCUUAUCCUUGUAUCGUUCUCAGAAAGGAUUUCCUGAUAUCAGUUCAGACUGAUAAUCAACUGCUUUCAUGUUUUGGUUUUUUUUUCUUUUUCUUUUGGCGGACAAUGAAGAAGAUGAUAAAGAAGAAGUUUCGUUCUUGGCCAAGACGUGGUCGAUAACUUUCUCACAACCAAAGCACUUUUUCUGGGAACACCAGCUAAAGACCAGGAGAAAUCACAAAAGCCAAGAACUACAAUACACUAAAACAUAAAUUGUUGUUUUGUUUUUUUUAACAAGCACUUUAUGAGAAGUCGAACCUUAAUUGCUUGUGAUCUUAGUAGCAAGGUCAUGUUUUAUAUUUUAUCAUUAACUAUUAUUUCUAUGUACAGUACAGAGCCACAUGAGUUUUCACUUUUAAUUGGUAAACUUUUGAUUUUUAAACAUACAAAAUAUUUGAAAGGGACAACAAUACCUUCAGUAUGUCGGUAGAUGUCAGGAAAUUGGACAGUGCUUUGUGGCAUAAUUGCACACACACACACACACACACAAAAUUAAGCUCAAAGCAACCUCGAGACAUUACGUCUGACUAAAUGUGAAAAGUUUGAAUGUGUUGAAACCCAGAAAUCUUCACACAAAGCCUACAGAAUUUUGUUUACCCUCUUCACCUGUUUGUCAUUCGCUAACAAUGUGACUCUUGUUAUUAUCCAUUUAUCUUAUUCUGUCAGUACAGGAAGGGUUAGGGAGAUGCAGAAGAACAAUUUUAUUUUCAUUAAAGGACUAUACCAGAUAGCUUCCUAUACAUACGAGUACUGGUAGGUAAGUGCAGGCUUGAUAAACCCUGGACAGAAAAGCAAUCCAGGACUUCUCCAACAAAAAAUCAGACUAUUUCAACUACUGUGAUUAUCAGUAUUAGCGUUAUAAACUGGUGCUUUAUAUAUAGACCCGUUAAACAGAACAAACACCAGAAAUGAUAUUAAUGAUAUUAAACGGAAAGAUCUAGAACAUGUAACCUUAAUGUUUCAGUUUGAUUUUGGUUAGCUGCUGCAUCGAGCUAAGUAAUUGUUACAGUGGCUUGUUUCCCAAAACAGAAAUUCCAAAAGUCUAACUGUCCUGAUGAUUUAUCUUGAACUAGUGUUGCAUAUCCUGCAAGAAAAUGAUUGCAUAUUUAGGAAUAGACCAGGAUGAAGCAAGCUUUUGCCUUCCCAGCUGUUUAACACCUACGUAACACGUGCUGCAGACACAGUUGCAGUUAGUUUUGCUUCCGCCCUGAAAGAUCAUUCGUAUUUUUAAAUUUUUUAUUUAUUAUAAUGUCUUGGUACAGCCGCAUAGAUCGAACGAGUAAGCAGACCGACACCUGUGUCAGAAUCACUGCCCUCAGCAUAUCAUCAGCAUAUUGUUUGCUUAAGAUACACUCUACUUUGUAAAACACACACACAUGCGCAGAGGGAGGGGCUCGAGCCGUCCCCUGCCCGGGCUGCCAGAGAGUCUGUGGUCAGCAGGUUGUAAUAAUGCAGCAUUUUCAUUCAUACACAAACACACACAUACAGGGUAGUUGUGCUUUUUUGGCUGCAGCAUUCUGGUGCUUUCGCCACUCUCUCCCUUUUUCUGUACGGUACAGGGUGCUUUUUGUUUUGCGCCACACUACAGUGACUCUGAGCCCCCUCUCUUUUUGUCCACGUCCCUUGUUAGCUGCAUUUAGUGAAUGUGUUGUGGGUAAAUGUGCUGAUCUACAAGGGUUGCUUUAAAAACAGCUGCGCUUCAGAGUGAUGGACCUAAGAUAAGCUGGAGAAUGUCUUUUACCUGUGAUAUGUAUUGUCAGAUGACAAUCACACAUUAUGUUUAAAGGCACAAUCUGUCCAAAUGUAAACAAAGGAUUAGUCCCACUAUAAGAAAAUAAAACUUGCUCAGGACUGACACAAUUUAUCUAAUUUUGCAAUGUGUUGUGGUGCUGUAAACAGCUUCCAAAAUAACCAGAGCAACUAAUAAUCAAUUGAUUGAUUCCUUGUCAGCUAUUGUAUACAUUUUCAAAAUACUUUGAUAAUCAAUUAAUCAUUUUUUAAAGAAAAAAAGCCAAAUUCUUUGAUUCCAGUUUCUUAAAUGUGAAUAUUUUCUGGGUUCUCUGCCCCUCUCUGACAGUCUACUGACUAUCUUUAGACAAAACAAGACAUUUUAGGCCUCUGGGAAACACUAAUCGACAUUUUCACCACGGUCUGACAUUUUACAAUUCACACAACUAAUUGAUUAUUUGAAGAAAAAAUUGGUCAAAUGGAUUAAUAAACAGUGAAAAUAAGCUGCAGCCCUGGAAGAACAAAUGACUAAACAGGCCUCCAAUUGGUGUAGAAACAACACCACCAAAAUCCAGUUUUAGUCAGACAACAAAAUGUGUCUGGAUUGUGCUUUAAAAAAUGCUAAAUCAUCUAACUCCAGCUACUCUGUCAUGUAGUUAAACAGGAUUAUGGACGGUUUUAAAAGGAGACAGUGCGUGUCAUCUUUUAUGGCAGGUGAGCAUUGUGACUCCGACCUCUGUGGUGCGAAUGUUUGUCAUCUCUGUUGAAUGUCUGCCCAACCCCCCACAGGUAUGACCUCCCGCGGUUGGGUCAGAGCUUGCUGCAAGGUGAAAAUGUCAGCUCUGAGAUGAGAGCCAAAACAGGAUUUCUCUCCCCUCUGUGAGUCAGUUGUUCCACGCCCUUAACGAGGUCCAGACCUCUGACACAUGAGGAACUAUUAACAUUUUAAAGCAGCUCAAAUUCAAUUGUCCACAUUUGCGUCAUUUCAACAAAAACUGGCACAGUUACAAAAAAAGAAAUCAACCAGGGCUGUGUUCAUUCGCAAUAUCAUAUAAUGAUAAUACUUUAUCAGAAAGUCCUUGUUAUUGCCUUGUCUGUCAAUGAAGAGGUUGUGGUUUUAUAUACAGUGUGUUGUGUGAUGUACAGUGUUUGGUACCUUUUUUUUUUUUUUGUUGCCUCGUUAGUUCUGAAGAGGCUACGACUGUUUCUCAACGUGUAUCUCAACAUUCUCUCUCAUACCCUUAUCCCCAAAGCCUCACUCUAUAAACAAUACAACGGAGAGUAUUUCUGCCCAUCGCCAGAAAGAUGACAUAUUUUGUAGCUCAAUGCUAGUAACGCAAGUCUUAAAGCUUUGUUCCUGCUAACGAUGUGUCUCAGAAUGUAAGGUUCGCGAGUGAAAACCAAGAAUACGAGGAGAUUUAAUGUGAAAGCAUGCUAUUUUGCAUAGUGAAGUUGCCACUGAUAUCACCAUUUUUAAAUGUAUGUAGAGAGUAGUAUCAGUAGUAGUGUAUUUAUACAUGAGGUGCACAAAAAAAAGCUCCUUCAUAACAAACUAAAUGGCAGCUGAACACUUCCUGCCAUUUGGCCAUCUUAAGUGUUGUGUUUGAUUGUAAACACUUUUAGCCUUUUCCACCUGAACUUUCCUGUUUCCUUCCUGUGUGCCGUCCUAAUCCCACUGAAAACAAAGUGCCAACUCAGAAUGAGCUUAAAAAAAAAAAAAAAGAUGAGAAAGAUGAGAUUAUAGACGAGGGUCGAGCGUCAGAUUUAUGUCCAAAAACAGAAUGGAAACUGAGCCGGUCGUGAAUAUAGUAAUAAAUGGCUUCCCGCAACUGAAAUGGCCAUUGACGUCACUGCUGCUGCUGAGUAAACUCCAUUAUAAAUAGACGAGACACAAUCAGAUGGAAUACGACGGGCGGGAACACCGAUUUGCAUCAAACAUUUAAGAGAAGAAAGUGUCUGAAUGAUGGCAUCAGAGGCCAUUUAUAUUAUUGUCCCUUGAUGGCGGACAUUGUUGUAGAAGAAAAAAACGUUUUAGUUAAAAAAACAAAAAGAAAACACACACACACACACACACACACACACAUCCUCUGUAGAUGAGGACUUUCACCGUUCAUCCAUGGUUGGUUUUAGCGACCAGACCCUUUAGGAUUAUCAAUCUCUAUCACUGCCUCCCUGAAGUGAACUUUCUCUGUUUGUAUGGUGUGUUAUUUAUUCCCAUGUAGCUCUCGUAAUGCCCUUCCAACUCACAAAUAACUUCUCUGUCCAAACAAACCUCCCACCUCUACUCCCCCCCCCAAACCUGCCCACACACCCCUUUUUGUUAACACUGAUUAUGUUUGUGGACUCUCACAGACAUUGUUUGUAAAACUAAGAAUUCUGCAGCAGAAUAUUUUUGGAGACAAUUGCUGUACAGUAUUUGUAAGCUCUAUUUUUGUAUAUUGCUAUUUUGGAGAAAAUAAUAUGCAUUUUUUUUUUCUUUUCUUGUUUUUGCUAAUUUCAUGUUUAUUCAUUUUAAGAAAAUGUUGCAUGUGACUGACUUGAACUGUAAAUAAAAUUUCCAAGUUUUGGGAAGA
Acanthopagrus latus (yellowfin seabream) is the source of this 5557-nucleotide messenger RNA. RefSeq names its product ring finger protein 24 (gene rnf24). The transcript is spliced from 6 exons. The record is from RefSeq and is a predicted model, not a curated record. Gene Ontology annotation, molecular function: zinc ion binding; ubiquitin protein ligase activity. The coding region runs from base 612 to 1061 and encodes 149 amino acids. Gene Ontology annotation, cellular component: endomembrane system. NCBI's taxonomy places the organism in Eukaryota, Metazoa, Chordata, Actinopteri, Spariformes, Sparidae.